UCAGAAAUCUCAAGUUUGUCUUCUGGUUGUCAACGUUCUUCAUAGCUCUCUAUAGUGAGUAUUAGAGACAAAACAACGGUUAAAAUACAACUUCAUGCAGAGCAGAGAGACCACUACGGAGUCGGAUAUUUGAAGACAAGAAAUGGCCGGUGGAAGGGAUCUAAUGGACGGUGACCUGGAAGAUGGAGAGAUUUCCGGAUCUGGCUCGGAUACUGAGAUGGGAGCAGCCCAGGUUCCUGCAGCUUUUAGCGGGCAGUCCUUCCACAACAGAGCCGCUGUCCAGCCUUCUGCCGCCUCGUACAGAAGUGGAAAUAAGCCGGUGUCCAGCGACAGUGACCAGGAUUCUUCGGACGAGGAUUCGGCCGUUUGGCGCCACAAACGCCUGAAAGCAUCCAGCGACGCCCAGCCGCCGCCUUCCAGCACCACCACCACCCGACCAGAACCGACCCGAAUGGACGUCCCAAACGCUCCAGGAGGCCGAAAAGUGAACAACAUCUGGGGCUCUGUGGUGCAGGAGCAGUGCCAGGAUGCCGUGGCUGCAGAGCUGGGCAUAUUUGGCAUGGAAGGUGAAUUCAGCAUGUCCAGCAGGAAUGUGGAGACGUAUAACUUUGUCCUGGCUCGUAAGAUAAUGGACAAGGAGAGGGAGCUGGAGAAACUGGCGAAUAAAGACGGAGAGGUGAACAUGCUGGACACGGAGCUGGAGGACUACAUGAAGGAGCGAGGAUCAGAGGAGAAAUCUGGAGGAGAUACCAAGAGGAAGAGAUCGGCGAAAGAGAGAAUCGGCCCCCGAGCUGAAAUGGACACUAAGGGUCGAUAUGUAGUCACAGAAGACGACCUCGAGGAUCGGGUGACGGAUGAGAUAGCGUACAGGCUACGGGAGCCUAAAAAAGACCUAAUAGAGCGCAUCGUUAAAGUCAUCGGGAAUAAAAAGGCCAUCGAACUGCUGGGAGAGACCGCCACGCUGGAGGAAAAUGGCGGCGUGUUCACGAUGGACGGCAGCAGGCGAAGGACGCCCGGCGGGGUUUAUCUCUACCUCCUGAAGAACACACCGAGCAUCAGCAAGGGCCAGAUCAAGAAGAUCUUCUUUGAGGAACAACACAACGACUGCAAGAGCAAGAAGGCGGCGCAGAAGAGGAGGAGGAACAUGGUGGCGAAGAAGAUGAAGCAAGCCAUCGGCACGCUGAACCUGCAGGAGCACGACGAUGUCUCCAGGGAAACGUUCGCCAGUGAUACUAACGAGGCUUUGGAGUCACUGGAGGACGCUGGAGAAGAAGAGGAAGGUCAGGAGGAACGUGCUUCGGGCAUCGAGGACACGGCGGUGGUCUACAACGCUGCAGAUCUGGAGGUCUUCUGAGUGAUGUGUGAACUCUGGGAGGUUUUGAGCAAGGACACAAUACUAAAAGUGCUGUCUGCUGAAUCUUAACAUCUGAGUGAUCUUUGUUUUGCUUCUACAUUCAAACGAGAGCUUAUGUUAACAUCAUAGAUUUCACAUAAACACAGAAGGACACAAGACAGGGGCUAAAAGAGAGACACACACACACACACACACACACACACACACACACACACACACACACACACACACAGGCAGUCUGAACUCUGGGAGUUUUCAACAAAAACAUGUAGGAAUUCAAAUAACAACACGUCAAUAAAAGCACUGAGUACAGAAUCCAAACUGAUCCUUUUUGUUGCUUUUACCUUCGAAGGAGAGCUAAUGUUAACGUCAUGGAUUGAUCGUUUUCAGCACAGAAUGACUUUCCGCAAUUUAGUGUGAUUUGUGGUAUAAAUGUCAUUGUUAAUUUUUCAAAACGUCCCUUUUUUUUGUUGGAGAAACAGUAAAGCUCUUCUGUUUAUUUUCUAUCAUAUUAUCUGUCUUUGUUUAUACAUUUAAUUCGGAUAUAAGGGGUCUGGAUUUACUAAAUGAAUUUGUGUGGAAUAUGAAUAAAGGUGACUUGCAAUUGCA
Molecule: messenger RNA, 1963 nt
Organism: Notothenia coriiceps (black rockcod)
Lineage: Eukaryota; Metazoa; Chordata; Actinopteri; Perciformes; Nototheniidae
Gene: phax
Product: phosphorylated adaptor for RNA export
Exons: 2
Coding region: 143-1354 (403 amino acids)
Biological process (GO): snRNA export from nucleus
Cellular component (GO): nucleus
Source: RefSeq, a predicted model, not a curated record